GUGCGUUCCCCCUAUCUCUGACCAAUUGAAUCUGCAAAAAUUAAUAAAUUAAUUCUUCUCCCACCGAGCAACUGUCAUCUUGGGGCACCGAGAGGGACAGUGGUAGUCAUGUCGCUUUUAGCCCAUUGUCUCGCGCGAUUAACGCAGUCACAAACAAAGCACGAGCUGAGAGGAUACAAAGUCACUGACGUUAAUCGCAGUAGAAAAUUCGGUGUCGCCUGUCGGAGCUUGAGGGAAUUGAAGCGAAAAGCCUGCGCAAAGCUGAAUAUAACGGAUGAUCUGGCCGAAAUAAAUUUAUUUUUGCUGGAUGGAUCGUUGGUUGACGAGGAGUAUUUCUAUACGCUGCAGCCCCAGACAACUAUGAUACUCCAGAAACCUGGAGAAAAAGUUCGUUCCGACGCGGAUUUGCUCUAUGAAACCCUGAGGCGAGUAAACAUCGAUUAUCUUACGGUGGGUGAUCAGGCAAGCAAGUUUCUAACUGAGAAUCUCAAGAGAAAGGUUGCAGUUUUGUACAAUCUAUUGAAUGUAGACGACUCGAAAACCGACUGCAGCAGGAGAGAGGAUCAUCCGGAAUGGUUCAUGGGACUGGAAACCAAUGUCACUACUAAGGAAGCAUAUAUGCACCGCAGAUGUCAAGACCGAAUCCGUGGUUAUCUCUACAAAACAAUCGAGCAGAUAAAGGGCUCAGAAGCCUGGUCAACGAAUCGUCAGGCGCGUCUAAAUCUCCAUGGAGUAAUAGAAUACUUCAAACUGCAACUGAAGGAGGAUCACUACUUAGGCUAUUACUUUGACAGAAGCCGUAGUAAAGAGGAGCCCAAUAACAUUGACAAAGUGGAUGGAGAUGAGGACGAGUGUUACGAUCAUUGCCCUUGCAGAUUGGCAUUGCAUAAAAAUCACGAUAAUGACGACGAUAAGAGCGAUGAGGAUGAAAUUGAUGCCAGGAGAUACUCCACUGGUAAAACGUCACCAGCCAAGAAAUUACUUAUAAAUGAGAAGGAGAGCUGUCCUUAUACGGUAUACCCGAGGGGGAGAAGUGAACAAUACGCUUUAUGCGAUUCCAGGGGGGAAUUUAGGUGCGAGGGCGUGUGGAGUGGCAACGGCUGUGGUUACGGUGACAGGCAUAGAAUUAAUCCGUACAGGUCUCGAGAGGAACUCAUUCUAUUUUCUACUUGGAAUUUAGAUCACAAAAUCGAAAGAUCACGAACAUUGGUACCCCAGUUAUUGAAGCACUGCGAAGAGGAAACGAUACCUGAGAACAUAGUAUUUGGUCUCUACGAUAACUUAUUCACGGUGAAAAACAUCAGCCUCGUUCACAUUGUAUGUCAUGACAAAGGUUCACACAAGUGAAUCCAUUAUCUCUUAAGAUGUGUCAAGUAAAAUCAAAACUAGUUUACGGAUGCAGAAAUAGAUAAAACAUGAGCGACGUAGUAACUAUGUAGCUGACGAGAGAUACAUAAUGUUGAAAUUGAACUAGAAAGUAGUAGAAAAACUAAGGAUAUUGAUAAUGAAUUAAUGAUAAUCAGUGCCAGAGGAUUUUUUCUUAAAAAAAUAUGAAUUAAUGAUAAAGCGAAUGGACUGAAUAUUUUCGCACACUUCAGGUUCCUAAAACAAUAAUCUGAGAUGAAUAAUUAAUAUCACGUGGGAGGAAAUUAGUGAUUUGAUGUAUUUUAAUUUUCUCGUAAUUGUUUUAUAAAAUGAAAUAAGAUUAUUAGGGAUUAAUGAACUCGAUAGAAAUAAGAUCGACAUAUUGAGUUCAGUUUGCUCAUUGAAAUGGGAAAAAGGGUAUUAAAUUCAAUUUUCUUCAUUGCCGUUGUAUAUUUAGUAACUUGAAAUUGCCUUCUCAUCUCUCGUAUAAUUGUGAUUUCACCCGAAUUCAUUUUUAAAGUGGAGGAUAAAGAUCAUUAAACAGGGUAAACAUCCUGCACAUUACGCUAAUUUCUACAUUGAUGAACUGAUUCACACAAAUUAUUUGUACAUUUCAUUGAGAGAUAUCAUGGAAAUAAGUAAAUUGUUCAAUUACUAGAUUCACUAGAAUAUCGUUCAAGUAAUGAAGACCAAAAUGGUGUCAGAAGAUCGAGCAGCCCAUUCUCCCCUAUCAAAGUAUAAAAUACGACACUCACCCUAUUUUGAGUUAGUGAAUGUAAAGAGAAUAUCGACUGAAUCGGAAUUUUUCACUCUUCGAAUAUUAAGUUAUUAUGUUUAAAUAUUUGUAGCUAUUAUUGCCUAGAAUAUUUGGCAAAAUAUUUUUCCUCUAUUGCUAUCUCAUCGUCUCUUUUUGUUCACGAUAUAUCUAAAAUAAUCUCCAAAACUUCCAAUUGCUUAUCGCCCUCUAUCUCUCACUGAUAUUUUCUGUACCCACAAUCUUCUUAUCUCAGCCAAUUAUAAUUCCAUCCGCCUCGAAUGGACUCAGCGACAAAAGAAACAUUAAAAAUAUUGAAUAGACCUCUCUGAAUGAUGGCUGAAGAGAUCCUCCAAGAAUUUCUUUUCUUCCCCCAAAUAAUUCACCAGUGAAUUGCUCACAGUGCAAUUGCUCCGAUUCAGAUAUUCUAUAUACACAUAUACACACAUAUACGUGUACCUCAGGCUUUUGUAUCGCAUUAUUGAAGUGUCGCUGACACGUGAAUAGACUCUGUGGGCGUGGAACUUAAUGGUCGAGUUAACUGAUAAACGUACUGGCCAAUUACUAAUCAGCGACGUUUCAUUCCUGUGGGCUCACUUCAAUACCGUAUAUAAAUCUAUAUAUGUAUAUAUAUGUAUACAUAUAUAUAUACAUAUAUGCAUCAAGUGGACGUGUUGCACGUUACUUCCGUCUGUGUGCACACUUCCUCUUUCGCCAUUUUUUUUAUCCUACAGUUUUUUUCCUUAUUGGAAAAUGAGUGGAAAAAAAAUCUUCCAGUGUAAUUCUUAUAAAAAAAUUGAACAAUGUAUAAUGCUGAAGAUAUUUUUUCAAUGUAAUGGGCGGAUUAUAAGUGUCUAUAGAAAUAUAUAUUUCAUGUACUGAAAUGGUUAAUUA
Molecule: messenger RNA, 3013 nt
Organism: Diachasmimorpha longicaudata
Lineage: Eukaryota; Metazoa; Arthropoda; Insecta; Hymenoptera; Braconidae
Gene: Drep4
Product: DNA fragmentation factor subunit beta
Exons: 7
Coding region: 109-1347 (412 amino acids)
Biological process (GO): apoptotic DNA fragmentation; apoptotic process
Cellular component (GO): nucleus; cytoplasm
Molecular function (GO): DNA endonuclease activity
Source: RefSeq, a predicted model, not a curated record